CACGCACAGGGCGUGGGCGGGGCGCGCGCAUGCGCGGAGGGAGGCGGCGGGUGUUGGCGGAGCCGGGGCUGCCGGGGCUGCGGGCGCCAUGUCGGGCCGCUCGGUGCGCGCCGAGACCCGCAGCCGCGCCAAGGAUGACAUCAAAAAAGUGAUGGCGGCCAUCGAGCGCGUCCGCAGAUGGGAGAAGAAGUGGGUGACGGUGGGCGACACCUCCCUGCGGAUAUUCAAGUGGGUGCCGGUGGCCGACAGCAAGGAGAAAGAGAAAUCCAAAUCGAGCAGCAGCACUGCCCGAGAACCCAAUGGCUUCCCAGCUGACACCUCUGCUAACUCCUCUCUCCUCCUGGAGUUCCAAGGUGCUGUUUCUGCAGAUGAGAACAGCAACCAGAGCUCCCUGUCGGAUGUCUACCAGCUCAAGGUGGACAGCAGCCCCAACUCCAGCCCUAGUCCCCAGCAGAGCGAGUCCAUGAGUCCUGCCCACACAUCCGACUUCCGCACGGAUGACUCGCAGCCACCCACACUGGGGCAGGAGACGCUGGAAGAGCCCUCCCUGCCUUCCUCGGAAGUUGCAGACGAGCCUCCCACUCUCACAAAGGAAGAGCCAGUCCCCCUUGAGACUCAGGUAACUGAAGAGGAGGAGGACUCCGGUGCACCGCCUCUGAAGAGAUUUUGUGCCGAUCAGAACUCUGUGUGCCACACGGCCUCGGAGAGCUAGCCUGCCUGUCCCCGGGGAGAGCGCCUUCGCCAGCCCUCGCAGAGCCGCCUGCCCUCCCGGGGGGACAGGGUGCUCCCUCCACCCGCCCCUUCCCCAGGGACGGGUGCUCCCACUGCUCGCCAACCAGCCUGCCCUGCCCUGCCCUGCCCCGCGCCGAGGCAGGAGCCUCUCGCCGGCCCCGGCCUCCCCCGGGCGCACGGGACCGCCACCGGCACCCGCAAAUCUGCCUCUAUUUAUUGGCUCCCUCUCUCCCUGCUGAGCUGUACCCUAGCGGGGCGGUCUCCGGUGGGUGGUCUGGAGUUCUCCACGGGGCUCCUGCUCUCCACGCCCCCCGGGGUUGCUGGCAGAGGCGGUUCGCCUGCUCCGGCCACCCUGCCCACCCACCCCUGGGUGCCGGGAGAGAGCCGCCUUCCACCUGCACCGAGCGAUUUUCCCGGUCUCUUGUGAGCCCCGGCUGGGGGCGGCGGGGGGAGCAAGCAGGGAUCCGCUGGGACGCUGUGCAAUAACCUGCGAGUUUUAAGCCAUGAGUGUUGGGAGAGACGGGAGCGCUCCCCCCGCGGCGGGCGGGCACCGGCCUGCCCCCGCUCUGCCGCCGGCUGCUGGGAUGGCCCCCCCCCCCCCGGCUUUCUCCCCCCCCACCCGGAGACGGGGGAGCCCUGCCCCGGCCUCGGUACCCCCGGUCCCCGCACGGGGCAGGGAGGCGGCAGGGUGCCGGCCCCCCCACCCCUCCCCGGCCUCCCCGCUGCGCCCGCCGCCCGCCCGCCCCCCCCCCCGGCCCCCCCGCCGCCACUGCAUGUCCCGCCGAGUCUGCGAUCGAGCCUGGCGAAGCCGAAGGCGCGGCCGCGCGCGUGGAAGUGGAAAGUUAUUUUAGCACUGAAUAGAAUAUUUUUAAAAUUAAACUAUUUGAAAUAACAGCGCCCGGUGUCUGCGGGGUGGGGCGGGGCGGGGGGGAGCGGGAGGCAUCGCGCGGCGGGGGCGGGGGGGGGGGGGAGGGCGGACCUGUCGGUCCCCGGCAGCGGGCGGGGGUCGGUCCCAGCGCGCGGCGGGGCCCCUUCCCAGGCCGGGGGGGCCCAGCUCCGCCGCCGUCUGCACCCCCGCCCCCCCCCCCCGCCCCGGCGGCGGUUCUGCCCGGGGUCCCGCGGCAGCGCCCGGUGGAGCCGCCCCGGGAGCGCCGGGAUCCGCGUGUAGCC
Molecule: messenger RNA, 1902 nt
Organism: Chroicocephalus ridibundus (black-headed gull)
Lineage: Eukaryota; Metazoa; Chordata; Aves; Charadriiformes; Laridae
Gene: BCL7B
Product: BAF chromatin remodeling complex subunit BCL7B
Exons: 6
Coding region: 89-712 (207 amino acids)
Source: RefSeq, a predicted model, not a curated record